AUGGCCGAAGCAUAUGACUUAGGAUUAACAGGCCUUAACGAGCAGCAUCGAGCUUUCAUUGGUUUCCAACUGGACGCGAAAACUCGCAGAAAAAACCACGGGCGGUACCCUGAAAUGUUUUUCAGUCCUUACGCUUUACCACAACUCGAGACAAUGUUUCGUGCAAAGAAAGGAGCUAGGUCAUUGCUGAUCAUUUCUGCUGCAAAACCAGUAAACACUGAGCGGUACGAGAGAUUUCGAAAGGAGUUAGUAAACAGAACUGUACAUGAUGAACCGUUUAAAGAUUCAUAUGUUUUCGAUCAAGACGUG
This is a messenger RNA of Paramuricea clavata, 309 nucleotides long. Lineage: Eukaryota; Metazoa; Cnidaria; Anthozoa; Malacalcyonacea; Plexauridae. The record is from the annotation of a GenBank genome assembly.